UCUGGAAGAGGCAGGACCACGCCAUCCGGCCGCAAUCCCGAUCCGUAUACUUUAAAGAUAUAGUAUAUGUUAAUCAGGGGGGGGGGGGGGUGUGGUUUGCGUGUGACAAUUAAAGAAAAAAAAGUUAUUAGUUAACGUUAUAUUCGAAUAAUAAAGAAACUUUUCGUAGAGACACAACUCUUUCCCCCCCCUACCCUCCCCCCCUCCAUCUUUCCCCUUACCCUCCCCCUCUCCCGGCUUAAACGUUAAUCGACUUAAAUUAAAAACUAUAUAAUCCGUAACAAAAUAAAAGUGUGCCGCAGGUAAGCGGCGGCGGGAGGCGGCGUUGUUGUUUUUUUUAAAAAGAAGGAAAAGUUUUGUUAAAAGAUUAUUAUAUAAAUAAAAUAAUAAAUUUCAAAAGAAAGCCAUGCCGCAUUACGGGCCACCCUCGAGCGAGAGCGCCUGCCCGCUCCGCACCAUCAAGAGGCUGCAGUUCGGAGUGCUGAGCCCCGAUGAGAUUAAACGGAUGUCGGUGACGGAGGGUGGCAUCAAGUACCCCGAGACCACCGAAGGAGGGAAACCCAAACUGGGGGGUCUCAUGGACCCCCGGCAGGGAGUCAUCGACCGCACGGCGCGCUGCCAGACCUGUGCCGGCAACAUGACCGAGUGCCCGGGUCACUUUGGCCACAUCGAGCUGGCCAAGCCGGUGUUCCACGUGGGCUUCCUCACCAAGACCAUCAAGGUGCUCCGAUGCGUCUGCUUCUUCUGCUCCAAGAUGCUCGUGGAUUCGAACAACCCCAAGAUCAAGGACAUCCUGCUUAAGUCUCGUGGCCAGCCUCGCCGGAGGCUCACGCACGUGUACGACCUCUGCAAGGGCAAGAACAUCUGCGAGGGUGGCGAGGAGAUGGACUCGCGCUUCGACGGCGACCUCAAGGAGGGCGCCUCGGAGGAGACUAAGGAAAAGGGCCACGGGGGCUGCGGGCGCUACCAACCUCGCAUCCGCCGCUCGGGCCUGGAGCUCACGGCCGAGUGGAAGCACAUCAACGAGGACUCCCAGGAGAAGAAGAUCGUGCUGAGCGCCGAGCGAGUCUACGAGAUCUUCAAGCGCGUGACGGACGAGGAGUGCACCAUCCUGGGCAUGGACGUGAAGUUCGCGCGGCCCGAGUGGAUGGUGGUGACGGUGCUGCCGGUGCCGCCACUCGCCGUGCGGCCGGCCGUCGUCAUGCAGGGCUCCGCGCGCAACCAGGACGACCUGACGCACAAGCUCGCCGACAUCGUGAAGAUCAACAACCAGCUGAAGCGCAACGAACAGAACGGCGCCGCGGCGCACAUCAUCGCCGAGGACGUAAAGCUGCUGCAGUUCCACGUGGCCACCAUGGUGGACAACGAGAUGCCCGGCUUGCCCAGGGCGAUGCAAAAGUCCGGCCGUCCCCUCAAGUCGCUGAAGCAGCGGCUCAAGGGCAAGGAAGGUCGCGUGCGAGGCAACCUCAUGGGCAAGCGCGUCGACUUCUCGGCGCGCACCGUCAUCACGCCCGACCCCAACCUCUCCAUCGACCAGGUCGGCGUGCCACGCUCCAUCGCCGCCAACAUGACCUUCCCCGAGAUCGUCACGCCCUUCAACAUCGACAGGUGA
Lethenteron reissneri (Far Eastern brook lamprey) is the source of this 1612-nucleotide messenger RNA. RefSeq names its product DNA-directed RNA polymerase II subunit RPB1-like. Gene Ontology annotation, biological process: DNA-templated transcription. Gene Ontology annotation, molecular function: DNA binding. Gene Ontology annotation, cellular component: RNA polymerase II, core complex. The record is from RefSeq and is a predicted model, not a curated record. Lineage: Eukaryota; Metazoa; Chordata; Hyperoartia; Petromyzontiformes; Petromyzontidae.